UUCCCACCAGCAGCCGCAGCCAAGGCCAGGGCAAGCACCAAGCUCGGUGCUGGGCAUGCGGCUCUUCUCUGGGCAACGUCCCCAGCAGGAGCUGGCUGCGUCACCACCGCGGCGCCAGCAGCCCGUCCCCUCCCGCAAGGCUGCAAAAGCAAAUGGCCGAGCGAGCGUGUCCGUCUGUCCAGGGCUUCGCUCGCUCUCGGGCAGCCAUAGCCGUGGCUGCCGCCCUCCUUGGCCUCGCGGUGCUGCUGCCCGCAGCCGCCUUCCCCUGCGGAGCCCCACACCUGCACCACCCAGAGAACACCACAGCAUCGAAGCUGCUGGGGACGUGGCUGUACGUGGCUGGGGCUGCUCAGUUCCCCCAGCACCUCCUGGAGAUGCUGCUCAUCGACCACGGCCACCUCCAUGUGGAGCCCUACACCGGCGAGCAGGAGCUGCUCAUGACCCAGCACGUGGCCGUGGGGGACCAAUGUCUCACCAACAACUCCACGUACUUUGAAAUCGCCGCCGGUAAUACCACACUGGUGAAGCACGCCAAGACCCAUCAAACCUUGGGGACACUGAUGAACUCCAGCUCUGAAGACGUUUUACUCAUCCAGUACCAACUGCAGAUGGAAAGGACAUAUUUAGCACUGUAUCUCUAUGCCCGAAACCUGAGCGUGAGCACAGCCCACCGGGAAGAGUUCGAGCGCCAGGCCAAGUGCCUUGGGCUGAGCGAAGAGGGGAUCGUGUACGCGCCGUGGAAAACAGAGCUCUGUCAAGUGAAAGAAAUUGAAAAAGGAAACCACCCAUGCACGGACCGCAUGGCUGCAGUCACAGCAUCGCCUCCGCCGGGUACCCACCAGCCUGGGAGCAGGGGUAACUGAUGCCACGUUAAUAAACGUUUCCCUCAGGUCCUCACAGGGAGGAUCCUUCCCGGUGUCAGUGCCCUUGGUGAGAAUUAUCCCAGGAAGAGUCUGGCCACAAACAGCACCAAUAAACCGUAUUGAGAAAGAGAAGCAGA
Phalacrocorax carbo (great cormorant) is the source of this 1000-nucleotide messenger RNA. The record is from RefSeq and is a predicted model, not a curated record. NCBI's taxonomy places the organism in Eukaryota, Metazoa, Chordata, Aves, Suliformes, Phalacrocoracidae.